AUGAAUAGAACUAUUUUAGAUGUUUUGAUAUCUGAAUUUAGUAUGUAUGAUGAAGAUUAUUAUAUUGAAGCAAUUAGAUUGGGUGUUAUAAGAAUUAACAAACAAAAAUGUUCUAUUGAUCAUAUAUUAAAGGGAAAAGAAUUGAUGACACACACUAUUCAUUUACAUGAACCAGAUCAGCCAAAAAUUGAAGUAAUAGCAGAUGAGGGUAGUUAUAUUGUUGUUAACAAACCUAGUGGUAUUCCUUGCCAUCCAGUGGGUGCUUAUAACCACUAUUCUUUAACUAAAACUUUGUUUGGUAAUAAAAAAGUGGGAUGUGUUAAUAGAAUUGAUUUGCCUACAUCUGGUGUAGUGAUUGUUGCUUUAAAAAAUAGAGAAAAAUUACACAAACGUUUAAAAAAUUCAUCAAAGAUUUACUUGGCCAAAGUUGAAGGUGAUUUUUUAGAUCAUAUUGAGGUAGAUAAGCCUAUAUUGGAAGGUAAGGGAACAACUAUAGGUUGUGUUAGUGAAACAGGUAAAGCAUCUAAGACUGUGUUUAAAAAAGUUAAAUAUAAAGACGGAUAUUCAAUAAUUGAAUGUCAUUUACAUUCAGGUAGAACCCAUCAAAUUAGAAUUCAUUUAAACUAUUUAGGUUAUCCAAUUGUAAAUGAUUUUAUUUAUGGAAAAGAAAAAAGUCCAAUGACUUACAAGACAAGAGAAUAUUGUGAUGUUAACACUGAUAACUAUGAAAAUAAAGAGGCAUAUGAAUUUAUGCUUAAUAAUUGUUAUGGUGAAAAUAAUAGAACAUUUUUACUAAAAGAUAAGUUUAUAUGCUUACAUGCCUGGAAAUAUACUUUUAAUGAAAAAGUUUAUGAAGCUUCUUUACCAGAAUGGGCAAAAAAAUUUGAAUAA
Hepatospora eriocheir is the source of this 891-nucleotide messenger RNA. The record is from the annotation of a GenBank genome assembly. NCBI's taxonomy places the organism in Eukaryota, Fungi, Microsporidia, Hepatosporidae.